Molecule: messenger RNA, 750 nt
Organism: Zea mays
Lineage: Eukaryota; Viridiplantae; Streptophyta; Magnoliopsida; Poales; Poaceae
Exons: 2
Coding region: 101-589 (162 amino acids)
Source: RefSeq, marked validated
GCCUCAGUGUCACAGCUCACAAGAGCCCGUCGUCAGUCUCGUCACACUAGCUCGUCAGAACCUAGCUAGAAGGACGCGGCAGUAGUACACGUACGUACGCAUGUCUCCCUCCGUGAUGGCCACAUGGCGCCGUCGGCCACCGCCGCCGUCACUACUCCAUUCCAAAGGCUCGUGUCCGCCGCCGGACUCCCCGUCGCCUGGUCCUGGUGCUGCUGCUCCACCGCCGGCGGCUUCCGCGACGUCGUCCCCAGCGGCGAAAGGAUCAUCAGGCGCAUGCAGGACACGUGUGGCCGGUCGAGGGCACCAACCAGUCCGGGACGACGACGACGACGCUGUUGUACCUGCAGCCGCUGCUGCUGAGCAUCAUGGACGAUCUGCAGAUGAUGAAGCAGAUCGAGAUCGACUAGUACCUGCUGCUGCGCUCCAACUGGCGGCUGCCCUGCCUCGAGCUCAUCAUGCUCAUCAGCAAGGCGGCCGGCUCGGUGGUGUACCGCCAGAACGCGAGGACCCCCGGGCACGACGACGGCAGGCGCUACAAAAGAUAUUCUAUUUUUUGACACUGUAUAUCUCUCGUAGCAUAGACAACUAGUGUUAUUAGCUCACUGUCACUGUUUGACGACGCUUGCAUUUUUCUACCGCUAAUUUAUGACAUUAUUGGCUUCUAAGUCAUGAAAAACAGCCGACAGAAGUUGGGGCCUUUGCUCUUGAAAUAAAGAGGCUUUGGCUUUUUAGGGUAGGGAAAGGGGCGCC